This is a messenger RNA of Xiphophorus maculatus (southern platyfish), 2475 nucleotides long. RefSeq names its product protein SSUH2 homolog. The transcript is spliced from 12 exons. The record is from RefSeq and is a predicted model, not a curated record. The coding region runs from base 113 to 1180 and encodes 355 amino acids. NCBI's taxonomy places the organism in Eukaryota, Metazoa, Chordata, Actinopteri, Cyprinodontiformes, Poeciliidae.
UCGUUGGGAGUGACUUCAUACAUAACAUUUUUUGAAACGUUCAGAGAAAAUCUUUGCAAAUUACACAAUACCGAAAGAGGAAGAGAGGAGCAAAGCGUCGAACAGCAACAAAAUGUACAACGCAGCUAUAUAUCCGCCUCAACAUGCCCCUGCAGCCAACCCGUUCGCAAGCAUGCCUGGCUAUGAGGGAAUUGGUGCAGGUGGUUUUUUGCCUCCUCCUGUACCUUUACAGCCUGUAGCUCCAGCCCAACCUGGCCCCACUCCUGAAGAAUGGAACAUCCCCGCUCUGUCAGAGGAUGUUGCUCGUGAGGCAUUCAAAGACUAUGUGCAAUCUCAGUGCUGCUACCAAUCAGGCCCAGCCAAUGAGGGUGUUAUCACCAACAUGGAGUCAUUUAACACAUACAGGUUGCGUCUGGAGACAUUCACUGAGUCCAGAUCAACUGAGAUGGCCGAGAAACCUUAUGAAGGGGAAACAGCUGACUUCUACGCUCAGCCUGCCCCCACACCUUGGGAAGUUCAGACCAAGACCCCUGAGCUCUUCACCAAACACACCGAGGAGGUCCGAGUGCCAUACACCUCCAAUAUCAAGGAAUGUAACGCCUGCCAUGCCGAAGGAACAGUGUCCUGCAAAGACUGCGAGGCAAAAGGAUAUAAACAAUGCAAUAAAUGCAAUGGCUCAGGUAAGAAUGAGGAGGAAAACUGCACUGACUGCAAUGGAACAGGAAAGGACAGGUGUUCAAAGUGCAGUGGUGCGGGAAAAAAGAAGUGUGAAACCUGUAAAGGAAAAAAAAAAUUGCUGACCUUCAUCAAACUCAAAGUGGAGUGGGCUAACCAUGUGGACAACCAUGUGGUGGAGCAAAACUCUGGCCUGAAGGCUGAAGAGUUGAACUCUGUGAAUGGCAAGGAGCUGCAUAAGAUGACCCAGAUCAUGGUCUACCCGCUGUAUGGGUUCCCAAAUCCAGCCAUCGUUGAGGCCUCUGACCGUCUGAUCAAAGAGCAUCAAUCCAAGUAUGCUCAGACAUCCAGGAUCCUGCAGCAGAGGCAGACUGUUGAGUUGAUCCCCGUUACUAAGGUGAACUACAAGUGGAAAAAUAGCAUUCACAUCUUCUAUGUUUAUGGAAAGGAAAACAAGGUUAGCACUGACAACUACCCAGAAACCUGCUGCUGCGUCAUCCUGUAGACAAAAAUUUAAAUUCAAAUGUAUACUUCAUUUUCUUUCAACAGUAAUAUUCCUUAAUACAUUUUAAAUCUACAAUAUUUUUUUCAACUGGUUGUUUGCAGACAACCAGUGGUUUACAGUAACAUUCAUAACAUUGCAAGAUGUUGGGCAGAAGCUCUGAUGUUUUAUCAUUUAUCUUUAUAUUAUUCUGUUUUACAAUACAAUUCUGUGGAAAAAAAAUAUUAACUCUAGAAGGUAAGUCUCUGUCUUUUAAAUCUUCUCUUUUUUUUUAAUCUGGGCCGUCCAGCUUUUGUUUUUUAUUAGUUUUACUUGACCUGCGUGUCAAUGAAUUCUAUCCUCAUAUCAUGACUAUUACACUUAUACCUCAUAUACUGUAUGUAACAUGAAUGUUUGUUUUUAUAAUAGCCACUUACAAUAUAAUUUUACUCUCAUUAUGAAGUAAAUAUCUUUGUAAUCAGUGGAGUGAUAAGUGCAUUUAUACAUGAUCAUGAGAAAAUGCCACGUUUCUGUGAAUACAGGAGUACAGUGAAUCCUGAACCAGAUCCAGUUUUGCUUGUUGGCUUGUUUCUGUUCUUCAGGAGGUCGCAAACCUCAGUGAUCUGUGGAGAUUUAAUGGAUCAAUAGGAAUCAGUCCGUUUUAACAUGAAUCUACUACAAACUGAGCCAUCUGAUAUGUUCAAGUGAAAAUUGUGUGAAAUAUCUAGUCACCCUGAGAUCUCUUCGCACGAUGAUAGGUGGACUGUUUUCAUUGAAUACUAACAGCAAAAUCAUUAGUCUCUUAACUUUGUCUGCUUGUUCUGUACUGUAUAUUUCCCUCUGCUGCUUUUAUUACUGGAUUGUAUUUUGUUUUUUUCUGAAAAAAAAAAAGUCAUCUAGUAACCCAUACCUGACAUUGUUUUACAGUCAAUGAGAUGUCGGAUAAAGGCACUUCAGGUUUUCCUUUGGUUUGUUUGAUUGUUUUACCAGUAAUAUUUACCCAACCUUGCAUGAAUUUAUUUUACUUUUAGAUUUUUGUAUCACUAAAGUUUUUACUGAAUGAGAUGGGAUCUGUUUGCAUUUUAGGAAAAAUGACUGACCUAUUGCUGUUAUACCAUUCAUUUUGUAAAAUUGUGUGGUGCUAUGUUGCAAACACAUCAAUCAUGUACAUGCUACAACAUUGUGAACAAUAAUCAUUAGGAUAAUCUUUUGAUUCAUAAAUGCCUUAAAUACAGCACUGUGACUAACAAGUAUUUCUGACAGUAACAUUUAGCAUGUUUUUCUCUUAUUCAAAUAAUAAUAAAAAAACUUUUCUUGCA